This is a messenger RNA of Striga asiatica, 2775 nucleotides long. The record is from the annotation of a GenBank genome assembly. NCBI's taxonomy places the organism in Eukaryota, Viridiplantae, Streptophyta, Magnoliopsida, Lamiales, Orobanchaceae.
AUGGAGGCACUGAGCAGCUGCAACCUCAGCCGAAAUCCUCACCCCAAAUCUUCCCCUUCACGUUUGCCAAAAACACCUCCGAAAACAACCAAAGUUUCUCUAAGUGUGAAAGCGAAGUCCCCACUCUCACACCUAAAAAAUGGCAGACCCAAAAAGUUUAGCGACAAGGAUGCCUUUCCCAAUUCCAUUCCCAUCCACAACAGAAACCCGUACGCCAUCUACAGAGACAUCCGGAAUUUGGCCAGCCAAGAUAAGCUCAAGGAGGCUCUCGCCAUGUUGGACUACCUCGACCAGCGUGGCAUCCCCACCAACCCCACCACUUUCUCCCGUCUCAUCUCGGCCUGCACGGAAACCAAAUCCAUUGAUGCAGCAAGACAAGUCCACGCGCACAUUAGGAUAAACGGGCUCGCCGAGAACGAGUUCUUGCAGACGAAGCUCGUGCAGAUGUACGCUGCCUGUGGCUCAAUCGAGGACGCAAAGAAGGUGUUUGAGAAUAUGCGUGUUACGAGUGUGUACCCCUGGAAUGCGCUUCUUAGGGGCAAUGUGGUCUUGGGUGGGCGUAACUACCAUGAAGUGAUGGGGUCAUUUUCGGAAAUGUGGGCUUCGGGCGUCGAGCCGAACAUUUACAGCUUCUCUUGCCUGAUCAAAAGUCUGGCUGGCAAUAGGGCCCUGUACCAGGGCUUGAAAACUCAUGGAAUGUUGAUAAAGAACGGGUUUCUGGGUAGCUGUAUGGUCAGGACGAGUUUGAUUGAUAUGUAUUUCAAGUGCGGCAAGGUUAAGUUGGCUUGUGCUGUUUUUGAGGAAGUUGGGGACAGAGAUGUGGUGAUAUGGGGGGCAAUGAUAGCCGGGUUUGCUCAUAAUCGACUGCAAAGGGAGGCAUUGGAGUACACAAGAUGGAUGGUGAGCGAGGGCGUAUCAGUCAAUUCCGUCAUAUUGAGUACCAUUCUUCCAGUUAUUGGAGAAGUUUCUGCGAGGAAAAUAGGACAGGAGUUUCACGCUUACGUGAUCAAGACCAAAGGGUACUCAGAGCAGCCAUUUGUUCAAUCUGCAUUGCUCGAUAUGUACUGCAAGUGUAAGGACAUGGUUUCGGGAAGAAAGGUGUUUUAUGGGUGUACAAAGAGAAAUGUAGUUUUGUGGACCGCUCUUUUGUCUGGUUAUGUGUUAAAUGGGAGGCUUACGCAGGCUCUGAGGUCGAUUGUAUGGAUGCAACAAGAAGGGUUCAAACCUGAUUUCGUGACAGUUGCCACUGUCCUUCCAGUUUGUGGGAAGCUCAAGGCAUUUAAGCAAGGGAAAGAGAUUCACACUUAUGCACUGAAAAAUGGGUUUUUACCGGGCAUAUCUGUAGCUUCUUCACUGAUGAUAAUGUACUCGAAAUGUGGUGCUUUGGACUAUAGCGUGAGAGUAUUUGAUUGCAUGGAGAAGAAGAAUGUGAUAUCAUGGACGGUCAUGAUUGAGUGUUACAUGGAGUUUCGAUGCCUGGACAAAGCUGUUUGUGUUUUUCGAGAAAUGCAGUUGUCCAAGCACAGGCCAGAUUCUGUUACAAUUUCUAGGAUACUGAACGUUUGUGGCAAACUUAAAUUGCAGAAACUCGGGAAGGAACUACAUGGACAGGCUUUGAAACGAGAUUUGGAUUCUGUUCCUUUUGUUUCAGCAGAAAUAAUGAAAAUGUAUGGGAAGUGUGGGGCAUUUGAUAAGGCGAUGUUAGCUUUUGAUGCGGUUCCUGCGAAAGGGUCAAUGACAUGGACUGCCAUUGUCGAGGCUUACGGAUGCAAUGGUAAAUAUGAAGAAGCUAUACAUCUUUUCAAGAAAAUGGUGUCAGAUGAUUUUACUCCUAAUCAGUACACGCUUGAAGUGAUUCUGAAUAUUUGUGGGGAAGCUGGAUUUGCAGAUGACGCUCUGAGUUUCUUUACAUUAAUGACUCGGGAAUAUAAAAUUCAGGCAUCUGAAAAACAUUACUCAAGCAUCAUUGAUGUUCUCUCUCGUUCGGGAGGCUCAGAGAUUUAUACGAUUGAGAUCAUCCUUGGCUCAUUGAUCAUAAGGUGCCGGAGUACUCUUACUCCCUGGAUGAAGAAGGCAUUGGCUAGACAGCUUUCUAAGUUCUUUUUGCAUUUGAUGAAGUUAUCCCAAUUCAAGAAAGUUAUAUGGUUGCACAAGUCAAACAGUACUGUGAAAUGGAAAGUCGUGAAGAAAAAUUGCACAAGUUUGCCUCACAAGUCACAAAGUAAGAUCAACGAAGUCAAGGACGUCAUGACUCAUAAAGUGCAAUGCCAAUUGAAACUUGUGGCUCCAGGAAUUAUCUACAAAACGCAUCCCAAUAUUAACAAGGAAUUGUUCUCUGUUGAGAACUCUUGUGUCCCAAUGAUCCUAAUUGCCUGUUUCCUGCUGGCCAGUCUGGUGAUGGCCUUCCUUUGUCGAAGUGGAGAAUGCAAAGUGCAGACAAUUAACUGCUGGCCUUUUGUUUCGGGGGUUGAGUCCUAUGUAAAUUUGGAGCAUGUAGCUUCAAUCCCUCUUCCUGCUCUUAGAUUGCCGCCUUUUUUUUUUCAAGGAUUUGAUGAUAAAACGACAUCUUGGUCAUUGAUCCUGCAAUACCUCUCGGAAACAGACAUAGAUCUUUUGAUUGAGAAGACCCUUUUAACAGCAGAUGAUGAUGAUGAUGAUGUAACAGAGGCAUUUCUUCUAAACUUGGGUGCCCCACAAUUUGGUCCAUUUUCUAUGUAUGCAUCUGCAUUAUCCAGUUUUGGGUUUAAUUGCAAGAGCAAUGGUGGAGUUGUCUGA